GAUAGACAACAAAUUAUAACCAACAGCUGAGCGUCAAAAACUCACUGACAAAUCAAUAUUGUAAUUUAUAUUUUUAUAUUAUGGGCGACGAAGAAUUAAAUUCUAGUAUAAAAUGUGAAACACGCAGGUACAAUGUUAUAAUAAUUGGAGGUGGAAUGGCUGGUCUAGCUGCUGCAAAUUAUUUUAUUAAAAAUGGUAUGGAAGAUUUUAUUAUACUUGAAGCUAGGAAUCGUAUCGGCGGAAGAAUCAUUUCAAUACCUAUGAAAAACCACAAAGUUGAAUUGGGUGCGAAUUGGAUCCACGGGGUUUUAGGCAACCCAAUAUUUGAAAUCGCUACUGCAAAUGGACUUGUAAACAUUAUAAACAUACCUAAGCCACAUAAAGUUAUAGCAGCUACUGAGGAUGGGAAACAAGUGCCUUUUGGUGUUCUACAAGAAAUACACGAAGCAUACGUUUGUUUUCUAAGACGGUGCGAAGAAUAUUUUUUGUGCCAAUACUUACCACCACCUGAUAUCAAUAGUGUAGGAGAGCAUAUAAAUCUCGAAGCAACCAUAUACCUCGAGCGUCUUCCAUCAUCGGAAGAAAAGAAAUUGAGACGCCUAAUAUUUGACUGCCUAUUGAAGCGAGAAACCUGUAUAUCAGGAUGCAAUAAUAUGGAUGACAUUGAUCUUUUAGAAUUAGGCAGUUAUACAGAAUUACAAGGAGGGAACAUAAUGAUUCCCUCGGGUUAUAGUGCUAUUUUGGAGCCAUUGAAAAGACUGAUAGCCCCAGAAAAAAUCUUGACCAAUCAUCCAGUAAAAAGGAUCAUCUGGGAUUCUGAACAACACAAUGCAGCAAGGCAACUAGAUGAUAUGGGUGAGGAAUCAGAAGAUUCUGAUCAAACAGUAAUUGAAGACAUUUCAAGAGCAAAUUCUGAAAAAGCAAAUACUCCUGAUGUGUUGGAAACACUUACAGAAACACCGUUAAAACCAAAGAAAAAGUUAUUGCAUAGUGUUGAGAUUGUUUGUGAAAAUGGACAGAGCUUUUAUGCAAAUCAUGUCAUAUGUACAAUGCCUUUGGGUGUCUUAAAAGAUACUGCUAAUACAAUGUUUGAGCCUGCAUUGCCACAGUACAAAAUGGAAUCUUUAGACAGACUGCUUUUUAGUGCUGUCGAUAAAAUAUUUUUAGAAUAUGAGAGGCCAUUUUUGAAUCCUGAUAUAACAGAAAUUAUGCUUCUUUGGGAAACGCCAUCUUGUCAAGAAGACUUAGCACAGUCUUGGUAUAAAAAAAUUUACUCUUUUAGUAAAGUAUCAGAAACACUGCUACUGGGCUGGGUUUCUGGUAAGGAAGCAGAGUAUAUGGAAACACUCUCUAUGGAAGAAGUAGCUGUUACAUGCACAAAAAUUUUACGCAAGUUUUUGAACGAUCCAUUUGUACCAGAGCCACAAACAUGUGUUUGCACAAGUUGGAAGAAGCAGCCUUACACAAGGGGGUCAUAUACAGCAAUUGCUGUUGGUGCUAGUCAAAGUGAUAUUGAAAGUUUGGCACAACCAUUAUUUAAAAAUGUUCAUGAUAAAAAGCCUAGCUUGCUGUUUGCGGGUGAGCACACACACAGUAGUUUCUACUCGACAGUCCACGGCGCAUAUCUGUCGGGCCAGACGGCGGCCCGGCGCUUGUUGGCUCCGGAUGACUCUCCGGAGAACACAUUGGACUGCCCCGGAACAGCUGACUUGAACACAUGGAUACAAGGCGUACAAUUAGGAUAAAUAUUGUUCAGUUUGUUUGUAUGUUGAAAGUUGUGAAUGAAAUUGGUCCAUAGGAUCCGUUAUUUUGUUUCUUUACAAGGUAAAGUGAUAUGCUAGGCAGUGUUUAACUGCAGUACUAAAUGCACUUACAAUUUUUAUUAUUUAUUGUAGUUGUUGUUUAAUGGCCUUCAAACCAUAGAGCCAAAGAUUUUGUGAUUUUGUUCCUAUACUUGUUUAUUGCGGUCACAAUGAAUUGACAUUGCAUUUAACAGUAAUCUUUUGUAUUUAAUUACAAAAAUUCAUCGAAAAUUGGCAACUAAAUUGUGUUACAAUGAGUGUUUUUUAUCAAGCUUCGAGACAAAUUAUAAUGUUUGUAUUAUGUAUACAAUUACCAUGAGUUAUAAUUCUGGAAAUGUACUUUUGACAAAUACUCCAUACGCAUUCCUUGUAUAAAAUUAAGACGCUCAAUAUUUAACACUCGAAUUAUAAAUAAUCAAGUAACAAUGAAAAAUUAAAGACCCUAUUUAUAUUAUAUGUAUCGUUUGUAUAAAAUGUAUAUAGAUGUCAAAUUUAGUUGAAUUUUACUGGUAUUUUUUUUUUGUCUUUCACACAAGCAUUUUUAGAAUUAGCAGUAUUAAAAUAGGUUAAGUUAUCGUAAAAAUUUGACAUUACCCAUUUUAAAUAUUAAAUUGGAUGUUAUUACAACAAUUGCUUAGUAAAUGAAAUUUAAAUCAAAUAUCUGGUGAGUUCUCUUUGUAGAUUUGGCGAUGUACUUUCUGGUUUAUGUACAACAGUAUAGUAAAAAAGAUGAAUUUGACCCGAAAACUUGUAAAACAUGACAUGAAUUAGUUAAAAUUACUUGUAAUCACCAAUAAUAUAUAGAAAUUUAGCUUAAAAAUUAUAGCGAUGAAUACAAUUCUUGUAUUUAUAUAAGUUAGUGCAUAUAUUACAUGUUUUUGAUUUUCGAGAAAUCAUAGAUUUAGUUUUUCAUAUUUAUGGAUACAUAAAUAAUGUUAAAGCUAUUCAAUUAACAAUGUAGUACUUUUUCUAUAAAUGAAAUGAUGUACAAAGACUCGUUCAGUUCGUAGCUUGUUUUUGCCUAUUGGAUUUUUCUAGUCAGAGCGAAGUUUUUUUUAUGUCGCUUAAAUAAAUCAUACAAAAUUUAAA
Molecule: messenger RNA, 2891 nt
Organism: Papilio polytes (common Mormon)
Lineage: Eukaryota; Metazoa; Arthropoda; Insecta; Lepidoptera; Papilionidae
Product: peroxisomal N(1)-acetyl-spermine/spermidine oxidase
Exons: 3
Coding region: 81-1745 (554 amino acids)
Molecular function (GO): polyamine oxidase activity
Source: RefSeq, a predicted model, not a curated record